Lytechinus variegatus (green sea urchin) is the source of this 1564-nucleotide messenger RNA. RefSeq lists its product as uncharacterized. The record is from RefSeq and is a predicted model, not a curated record. Bases 206 to 1312 code for a protein of 368 amino acids. The transcript is spliced from 2 exons. NCBI's taxonomy places the organism in Eukaryota, Metazoa, Echinodermata, Echinoidea, Temnopleuroida, Toxopneustidae.
AUAACACUCGUACAAGUCUUCAGAGGUUAGCAUAUCCCAGGUGUUCAGGCAGUGGAAUCACACAAAGGAAUUUCAAAGUAAUUUAAAAUUCAAAUGAGGCAUCGAGCCCGAGUCUCUAUAAAAGGACCCGCUGUCCGUACGGUAUUCAUCUUUUCCUUGUGUGCAGGCAGUGACGUUAGUUCUACACCAGUAACAUCUUUUCUCCAUGGCCGACGAAGCCCAACCGGAACGAGCAGAGCCGCUCCUCUCCUUAGGAGAGGAUGUUAACCAACGCCUGACUUCUCAGGCUGCUGAGAUUAAGCGGCUAACUGAGACGUUGUCUCGGUAUAUGGAUCAUGAAAGUUCAGCUCCUAGUGAGCAUUUCGGCAGACGUGCUUGGCACGCUGUGCAGCAACAACAUCCCCCUCGGGGUGAUGACGACAUAUUAAGCCUCCUUGCGGGGCCCAACGAGCUGGAUGCUAUGUCGGAUGCUGGAUCUUCCGUGACCCCAGUAGUCCACUACGACCCAGACGUCGAUUUGGAACCCAAGGAGCUCGAUAUCAGAGAGGAUGCCGAUUUAUACGACACUGGCAUCAGUGUUGGCCCUGCCAAAUUUGAUAAGCUGGCCGAAAGGCUUACUAAAGCGGUUACUCUCCCGCCCAAGAAAGAGAGUUUGGAGAAGAUUUCAUCGCGAUAUCUUACCCCCAGCAAUGCCCCUGAAGCUUGUACGCCACGCGUUGUGCCUGAGGUUUGGCAAACUAUUUCGGGUCGAGCUCGGUCUAACGAUGUUCGCCUCCAGAAACUGCAAAACAAUGUUGUGCAGGGACUUCUUCCCUACGGGGAAAUUUUGGAAGAAUUACACGCAGCAACUUCUCAGAAGAGGCCAGUGAACAUUGAACGCAUUAAAGAGUUUUCUCUUGAUGGGCUCACUUUAAGCGGGCAUGCUUCUUAUGAGUUAAGCAUGUAUCGGAGGGCGGAAAUCAAGCCCUAUAUCAACCCCAAAUACAAGGGUUUGUGUAGCCGGAAUACUCCCUUGGAUGAGAAGUUGUUUGGGAAAGAUAUACAGAGUACCCUAAAAAAUGUGGCUGAAGCGUACAAUGUGGGACAAAAAGUCUCACAUCAUGGGAAGGCCCCACGUCGCCACACCCAGAGGAAGCAAACCGAUUUUUCCACUCACCGUCGCCAUGACUUCAAGGGACAACGAUCGUCUCAGUGGAGCCGCUCUCGAGCUCCAGCAACGGUGUCUCGUCCACCGCUUUCACCCCACGCUUUCCAGCGGACCAGAAUCGUCAGGGCUCUUCGAUUCAUAGACAGGCAAAAAAGUAAGUUCUGAACAAAGUGAGAAAGGACAACACACAAUUGGCUAUUCUCAUAGCACCUGUUUGGAAAGCACAAGUCUGGUUUCCAAUACUCCUCGACCUACUGGUAGCACCCCCCAUCCUGCUUCCAGAGGACAGCCUCAUACCCCACCCUCAACACAAACUCAAACUUCAACUAGCCGCCUGGCUUAUCUCCGCCAACAAUGGAGUUCAACAGGAAUUUCGGAACAAGCUGCCGAACUCAUUGAAUUCUCUUGGCGACCAGG